Messenger RNA from Drosophila suzukii, 1191 nucleotides. Its product is annotated as splicing factor YJU2. Gene Ontology annotation, cellular component: U2-type catalytic step 1 spliceosome. Gene Ontology annotation, biological process: mRNA splicing, via spliceosome. NCBI's taxonomy places the organism in Eukaryota, Metazoa, Arthropoda, Insecta, Diptera, Drosophilidae. The record is from RefSeq and is a predicted model, not a curated record.
UCAGGUGUCUAGUGUUGUAAAACGAGUAAUUUGGAAAGAAGUAAAUAAUUUUAUUUAUUUCGUUAAAAAAAAUUUCUACGCUGCAAAAUGUCUGAGCGCAAAGUUCUAAACAAAUAUUACCCUCCGGACUUCGAUCCCUCGAAGAUUCCGCGCAUGAAAUUGGCUAAAAACCGCCAAUACACCGUGAGAUUGAUGGCUCCAUUCAAUAUGCGCUGCAAAACCUGCGGCGAGUACAUCUACAAGGGCAAGAAGUUCAACGCCCGCAAGGAGGACGUGGACAACGAGACCUACCUGGGCAUUAGGAUCUAUCGGUUCUACAUCAAGUGCACCCGCUGCCUGCAGGAGAUCUCCUUCAAGACGGAUCCGCAGAACACGGACUACGAGAUCGAGGCAGGGGCCACCAGGAAUUUCAUGGCCCUCAAGCUGGCCGAGGAGCAGGCACGCCGGGAGGAGCAGGAGCUGCGCGAAGAGGAGGCCAACAAUCCCAUGAAGCUGCUCGAGAAUCGCACCCAGCAGUCGCGCAACGAGAUCGAGAUGAUUGAGAGCCUGGAGGAGUUGCGUGACCUGAACCGGCGCCAGCAGACGGUGGACUACACCACACUGCUGCAGCAGUACAACACGGUGGAGACGGAGAGGGAGCGCCUGGAGCGGGAGGAGCGCGAAGACGAGGAGUUUAUCAAAUCCGUCAACUUUAAGAACAAAGCCGAAGGAGGCUCUCGAGUUGUGGCCGAGGAAAUCAUUGAGGAGGUGAAGGAGGAUCCGGUGGAUCUGCUGCCAGCACCACCACCACCCAAACAGUCCAAGCCCAGCACACUAAAAGUUUCCGCCACCUCGUCCAGCAAAGUAGCGUCCUCCCAGCCGCUGGUUAAAAGGAAGACACCCUUGGUAUUGGUCAAACCUAAGGCAGCCACAGUAGCAACUCCCACCGAAUACAAACCAACAGCCACGUCAACCUCAACACUACCUGCAACCGCGGAAACUAAAGCUCUCAAUCCGCCAGCUGCCGCUCCAGCUGGUCUUUCGCUCUUGUCUGCCUACAGCGAUAGCUCCGAGGAUUCCAACUGACCAAGCAUUUACCUGACGCAUUUAACAAAUAAAGAAAUAAAUAAUGAUCCUGUAUCACUAGUAAAAGUAUGCCACCUCCCACAAAAUGUACAAUUCUUGUCAAGAAUUAAAAGCAUCAAAAACUUA